Messenger RNA from Ceutorhynchus assimilis (cabbage seed weevil), 1695 nucleotides. Lineage: Eukaryota; Metazoa; Arthropoda; Insecta; Coleoptera; Curculionidae. The record is from the annotation of a GenBank genome assembly.
AUGAGGGCUUCUGCAGUUUUUUUCUUGAUAGCAAUUUCUUCAAUAGGACAUGCCAGUGUACCAAACUUUGCUCAACUAUAUAGGGAAACUGAAGAUUUGAUAAAGCUGUCUAAAACUUACCAGAGAUUGGAAAAUAAUGAUGAAUAUUUUGCCAAUUUUGAUCACAGUAAGAAGCCACUGGAUUUUGGAACUUUUGACUUUAUAGUUGUCGGUGCUGGAACAGCGGGUGGUAUUGUGGCCAAUAGAUUAUCAGAAUCCAAUUUCAAGGUCUUAUUAGUUGAAGCAGGUCAUCAAGAUCCAGAUACUGCGUCGGUGCCAGGCCUUAGCUCAUAUUUUUUUACAACGCCUUUGGAUUGGGGUUACAAUACAACUGAAGAAGAUAAAAUUUGUCUUGCAACAAUAGAUAAACGUUGCAUUUAUCCGAGAGGUAAAAUGUGGGGUGGAACAAGUAGCCUUAAUGGAAACGGUUAUAGUAGGGGCACCAAGUGGGAUUAUGAUGCUUGGGCAGAAAUUGUUGGCAGUAAUGACUGGUCUUAUGAAAAUGUUUUACUUUAUUUCAAAAAAGCCGAAAAAGCAAUGUUUAAAAUCGGAUUGGAUGAAAGUUAUCAUGGCUUUAGUGGCCCCCAGCGUAUAGAUUUUAUAGAAGACACGCCAGGAUUGACUUCAAUGUUAUUGAGAGCUUUCAAGGAAAGAGGCUCAAUUGAGGUGGAUUAUAAUGGACGGAACCCUUAUGGCGUCAGUAGACUCCAAUAUUUUUUAGAUAGAAAUGUCCGUGCUGGAACUGCGCAUACUUACAUUAGACCAGCGGCUGAUCGACCGAAUUUGCUCAUAAGUGACAAUUCAUUGGUAACUAAAGUUAUUAUUGCAAAUAAUAGAGCAGUGAGUGUAGAGUUUAUGAAAAAUGGAAAACUCUAUUUUGCUCGGACUUCCAAGGAAGUUAUUCUGUCUGCUGGUGCCAUAAAUACACCACAAAUUUUAAUGCUAUCUGGCAUUGGUCCUUCACAAGAACUAAAAAAACAUGACAUAAAACUUGUUAAAGAUCUGCCAGUAGGGCAAAAUUUACAAGAUCACAUAGCAGUUUAUCCAAUAUUUUUCAGGACUCGUUACACGUACUACAAUUUGACACUAAAAGAACAACUAAAAUUAUGAUUCAAUGAGGAAUUCACAGCUGCAUACCAAAUUCUCAACGAGCACACUGAUUUUUCCUUUCAAGUUUUUCUGCUACAUCCUGAAUCCCAAGGAGCAGUAACACUUCAAUCAAAUAACCCACGAGAUUAUCCUUUGAUAGACUUCAAUUUUUUUGCCGUUGAAAAAGAUUUAGAAACAUUGUACCGAUCAAUCGAAUGGUUAUUGGACAUACAAAACACCAAAGCUUUCAAAAACUUCAAAGCAGAGCGCUUGUUUGUGCCCAUGCCGGGAUGUGACGAAAAUUACAAAAUAGAUUCUAAAAAGUGGUGGUAUUGUGUGCUAAGACACAUUGGGUCUCCUGGCUUCCAUCCUAUUGGUUCGGCAAUAAUGGGUUCAGGUCCCUGGAACUCUGUAACCAAUCCAGAACUUAAAGUUCAUGGAAUUCACGGGCUUAGAGUUGCAGAUGCUAGCGUUAUUCCAGUCACUAUUGCUGGUCAUACGACUGCGCCUUGUGUAAUGAUUGCAGAAAAAGUGUCGGAUCUUAUCAAAGCUGAGCAUGAUCAAUAA